AAAAAUAAAAAUGUAAUUUGUUAAGUUUAAUAUAACGUAAGGCAUUAAACUUCGGUUUUUAUUGUGUAAAAUGGCGAAGAGGUGUUUGGAUGAAAUCGUGAUGGAGAACACAUUUCCAACGUACAAGGUGGACGCCAUUGUGCAGUUUUGCCGAACUGAAGUGUUAACUGGGCAAGAAGCGAAACAUUUUGCAAAGAGUGAUCUCACUCCAAGUCCAAAGGCAGAUGUUAUCCAGAGACUCUACAUGAGAAUAUUGCAGCUUGUGUAUCGCUUCAGGCCUGACUGUCAUUAUGUGGCCCCAGUCUCAGAAAAUCUCCAAUACCCAAUGCUACAUGAGUGGUCGACGCCAAUCUUAAGUCUGUAUGCCUGCAUGUUGCAGUUUUUACCAGUGUGCCAUGUAUAUGACUUUUCACUAAGCGACCUGCUUACACCAAAGCCCAAAAGAACAAUCACUAUUUUGAGUGGAAUCCAAAAUUUCCUGCAGUUUAGGAAACAUCGGUCGGAAAUAAUUGCAGUGCAUCAGCAAGCUUUUCGCGCAGAUAUGGAUAAACUUCAGGCAUGCACAAAAGGCAUUAAGGAUGCUGAAAAGAAGAUAGAGAAAUUGAUGACCAUCCCACCAGAGCAGCAAGCAGAGGCUAAAGAACUGGCAGCAGCCCUCACCGAACUGAAAAACAUUACCAUCCAAGAAAGCCAGGAAGUGAGUGCACUCCAGGAACAGACCACAGAACGCAAAAGCGAAAUCGCAGAACUGUCACAGAAACUGAGCCAGAGGAAGCUAGAAGUGGUUACUUUAAAAGAUGAAAUAGCCAAACUUAAGUCUCAGAUUGUGGAAUCUCCUGAGGAGCUCAAGAAUGAGAUGGAGAAAAUGAAGGAGAGCAUAAGGAACAUCAAGAACUCGAAAGAGAUGGCUGACGCUGCACUGGUGGAGUUGCAGAUUAAGGUGCAGCAUGCUAGCCAAGGUGAAGCAGAGAUUCAAGGAAUACUGAAACAGCUGCAUGACCUGCAGGCAAGCAUGUGCAAGGCUAACCAACAGAAUGAAGAGGUGCAGGAUCUAGUAGCUCUUAAAGAGUCUCUGGAGAAGGAGUUAAAAGCCCUGAGCAAUGAAGAGGGACAGCUAAGGAGAGCUCUGGCCAUGAAACUAGACAAACAGAAUAAGCAGCAGAUCCGUCAUCAGAGUAAGAGGGAGCUCAAGGAUCAACACAUCCAAAACAUACUCGGGCAAUAUGAUAAAGUUCAUGAAAAACGUGAGGAAAUUGUGGAUCGAAUAAAAAACAUCAGCCGAGAGACCACGCAGUUCAAGGCGAAAAUGCAGAAGCUUCGAGAUACCUGCAGCUAUAACACAGAAAAAGCCCAGGCUAUCUAUGACCGGCUACUUACCACAUUGGAGCAGUACCACAAACGUCUUGAAAAUAUAGUGAUGGACGGCAAUGCUGACAUCCUGAAGAUGAAAACAAAUUUCUAAACUUUUUCUGGCUGAUGUUUAUCUGUCUUAAUUUCUUUGCUCCAGUGUAGUCUUUUUUUUUUUUUCUUCUUCUUCCUUAGCAAAUGUUUGUGAAAUGUAAAUAUUUUGAUAAGAAUUAAAAUUAAACAUUGUUAUCCAUUGUACAUCA
Clarias gariepinus (North African catfish) is the source of this 1610-nucleotide messenger RNA. RefSeq names its product UF2 component of NDC80 kinetochore complex (gene nuf2). The transcript is spliced from 14 exons. Bases 71 to 1462 code for a protein of 463 amino acids. Gene Ontology annotation, biological process: mitotic spindle organization; kinetochore organization; attachment of mitotic spindle microtubules to kinetochore. The record is from RefSeq and is a predicted model, not a curated record. Gene Ontology annotation, molecular function: protein-containing complex binding. Gene Ontology annotation, cellular component: Ndc80 complex; kinetochore. NCBI's taxonomy places the organism in Eukaryota, Metazoa, Chordata, Actinopteri, Siluriformes, Clariidae.